CAAAACCUGUUCUAUGUUCUGUCUCUCCCAAAAAUCAAACGUUUUUUCUUUUUCUAUUAGAGAACGACGAUGGCGUCGAAGAAAACUCUAGUCCGAAAUUUCUUCAACAUUUCCAAAACCUAUUCCCGGGUUACCCGAGUGCGUCCUCCCACCAAAUCCGGCAUUAAUCCGGUCGUCGGAGAUUCUGGAAUACGCCGGAGAUUUAUUCACAAGAGGGCACUUUUCUGGCCGGAGAUAUCUCCAAAAGGAGGUACUCUGAUGGAAAAACUCAAGGAGCUGAGUUUGUCGAACAAUCGGAUUCGCCUCGACGAGAUGUUACCGCCACCGACGCCGGAGAAUACUACGUCUCCGGGAACUAUCCAGGCGGUUACGAUGGAAGACGUGAAGAAGCUGAUGAGGGCAGCGGAAAUGGAGAUGGUGAAAACGAGGCUGAGAGAGAUAGGGGAAAACUGGAUUUCCUAUUCGGAGUUUGUUCGGGUUUGCGGAGAAAACAAUUCGGAUCCUGAACAAGGUAACCGGGUCGCGAAUAUGCUCGAGGAAGGCGGAGACGUCAUCGUUUUGGGGAAUUUCGUCUGCCUUAAACCGGAAGAGUUAACAAACGCUGUGGCUGGUCUGAUUCCGACACACGAACCCACUCGCGACGCCGCGACAAAACAAGAGUUUGAGCAACUUGAGGUUAUUAAAUCAGAUAUCGACAAAAGAGCCGAAAAUAUGGCAAAGAGAGAAUUAUAUACAGGAUUAGGGCUUGUUAUAGCCCCAACGAUUGGGUGUUUUAGGUUGACGUUUUGGGAACUGUCUUGGGACGUGAUGGAGCCCAUAUGCUAUUACGUAAGUACGGCUUAUUUCAUGGGUGGUUACGCCUUCUUCCUCCGGACCUCAAAGGAACCUACCUUCGGAGGGUUUUUCAAAAGCCGGUUCGAGAAGAAGCAGAAACAGUUGAUUAAAUCGCUUGGUUUCGAUAUUGACCGGUUUACCAAGCUUCAAAAGAUACAUCGUCCAGAGUUGACUAGUUCAGCUGCCCCUUCUUGAUCUUAUUUCUUUUUUUAUUAUUCAGAUACGAAACGAAAUGUAUUAACGUCUAAAGGUUUUAUUGAGAUUAAAAUAAACUUUAUAAGGAUCUUUUACCUAAUGAAGUUUUAUUGAGAUUAAAAUAAACUUUAUAAGGAUCU
Messenger RNA from Raphanus sativus (radish), 1169 nucleotides. Its product is annotated as calcium uniporter protein 3, mitochondrial. Bases 70 to 1029 code for a protein of 319 amino acids. Gene Ontology annotation, molecular function: uniporter activity; calcium channel activity. The transcript has 2 exons. The record is from RefSeq and is a predicted model, not a curated record. Gene Ontology annotation, biological process: calcium import into the mitochondrion; mitochondrial calcium ion homeostasis. Gene Ontology annotation, cellular component: mitochondrial inner membrane; uniplex complex. NCBI's taxonomy places the organism in Eukaryota, Viridiplantae, Streptophyta, Magnoliopsida, Brassicales, Brassicaceae.